This is a messenger RNA of Marchantia polymorpha subsp. ruderalis, 2218 nucleotides long. The record is from the annotation of a GenBank genome assembly. NCBI's taxonomy places the organism in Eukaryota, Viridiplantae, Streptophyta, Marchantiopsida, Marchantiales, Marchantiaceae.
GGGCGACCAUGUGGCGCCUGGGCUGCGCGUGCAGGUGUGCUCCGCUGAUCGACCAGAUUGAGUGUCAUCGGGAUCGUGCAUUGAUUCUUCUUUCUUGACUCAGUUUGAGGCCUGACUACGGUUUACAAUCUUCUGCAUUGCAUAUGCUUCCGUUGGCUGUUGCUUUCCGUCGCUGGUAUCUUGUGAGAAAUCACACCUUCCGAUUUAGACCAGUUUCCUUCCAUCACGAGGUAAGAAUAUCGAAGAUCAUAGCAUAAAGCCAUGAUGCAUACCUGAUUGUGUGAUUUCUUCCCGUCGUUUAUCCUAGAGCUUUUCGUCUGUUGUCUAGUAGACUGUAAAACGAGCCCGAGGAAGAACUGAACCUGCAGUUGUCAUUGACAGUAAUGUUCUAUAUUCAUAUAAUGUGGGAAAGAUCAAAGUGCAAACUGUAAGGAUCAGCCUCACCUAUUUUUUUGCUCACUACUAGUCGAUUGAAAGUGGUUUCUCAAAUUUCUUGUUGAUCGAGUCAUAGAAUGAGCCUUGAGCUCGUUAUUUGCUGAUAUUGUUUGCUACCUACGGGUAGCUUGCGUUACGUCUGAACUUAAUUGGAAUUAGCCAAUGGUUCUAGCAGUAUUUGAAUAUCCUAACAUGCAGCCCGCGACUCAAGCUCACAUUCUUAGACCGGCUUUUGUCUGGUGUCUUUUCAGACAUUUGCAUACUUGGAUGUGCAAGUAUCGGCAGCCCAGCAAUUGCACAUUCAAGUAUGCACACAAGGGGUCGUUGUAUUUGUUCUUGAUAGAAUUAUAUAGCGGUCAUUCUUUUGUCUGCUUUAAUCCGGGCAACAAAGAAAGUCUCCAUACACGUUCGAUAAACUACGUCUCGUGUGAGCAGCAGAAGAGCCUUCUGUCAUCAUAGAGAGGAGAAUGUGAUGAUGUGGUGGAUGAUCUAGCUCACCACAUGCCCAUGCUCUAUCGGUAUGGUUAUUGAUACAUAAUGGUAGUGAAGACAGAGAUCUAGAACAUUUAAAUUUUGAGUCAAGUGAUGCAGAUAUGUCGUUGCUGCGAGUUGCUGAUUCUACUCACUAGUGGACAAAUCAAGUUUUGGUUGUCCUUUUAAGCACAUCAAAGUUCCAAUUUUGUCGGCAUAUUUUACGUGUGUUGUAUGUAUUGAUACAGAUUUUCAAGCCAACAUGCAUCAAAGGAUGCAGCUUGUGAAGGUUCUAGCUAAUUCCGUUUCUGACCCUGGACAUAAUAAGUUCUGGACUGCCAUUAGCUUAGUCGCAGGCACACUUGAAUGCUCGAACGGUGCAAGGAGCUACCGUAAUCUCUAUGAUUCCUAAGUAGGUGGAGAGGUUUUUCUGACAUCUGGAUUCUGAGGUAAGUCAUUCGAAACAGCUUUUUGUGUGUGUAUGAUCAUUUAUCUCCUCUUUAAGCAAGGAAUAGCCAGGUUUACAAUACACAGUCGUAUUUGUGGUGGUGUGUAAAUUACAGCAUACAGGUGCAAAGUGAGAACUUUACGGCGAAACAAAUUAAACUCUUAGGAUUGGUUGGAAUUGAGUUGAAUCUUUUAAUGCAAUUUAUCCAAUUGAUGGUAUGAAUGAUCUUGGUUGAGAGGUACAUGAAUUUUCUUGAUUCACUGACAAAUAUCGUCUGACGGUAAACUCAUGAGAUGACUUAAAUCAACCAUAAAAGUCGUUCAUGCUCGGCAAGCCGAGCAUAAACGACUUUUGUUACGCUUAGCAACUCCCAUUUUGAUACAGCUGUCAGACUCGGGGGAGAAGUGCCAGAGAACCAUGUCUGCACAGGUCCAGUGUUCACUUGAUGGUUAUUUAGAGUUAAAAAAGCCCUUUUGACUGUUUGUUCUUGCUGGGACUAAUCAGGGAGUUGUUGUGAGAUUCUGAGUAGUUUGUUCGUUUGAAAGAGGUGGUUAUGUGUUCGGGUCAAAAGUUGUGCCCCGUUUCAAAAAACUUUUACAUCUUCAUUCCUAUAUAGUAAUGUGAAAGCCCGGACUAGUUCAAGAUACGCGGCACGAUUUCUCAAAUUUAAGCCUUUGAAAGUUACGUUUCAGCACAAGGUUUUGAACUCACCUGAAGGAUAAUACUCUUCAGUGCUGAAUUGCACUGCAAAACUCUUCGGAGGGAAAGUCGAAUCAAUAUGUUGAACAGGAAAGGAAGGAUAGCUAGAUAUUCCUGCAUGAGGGAAGCAACUCGUUGAAAUUUGCUCUUCAAUACGUAAAGCAU